Molecule: messenger RNA, 4041 nt
Organism: Pecten maximus
Lineage: Eukaryota; Metazoa; Mollusca; Bivalvia; Pectinida; Pectinidae
Exons: 14
Coding region: 441-1763 (440 amino acids)
Molecular function (GO): 2 iron, 2 sulfur cluster binding
Source: RefSeq, a predicted model, not a curated record
UGUGGUGGACUGUCUGCUCAAUUUGACACUACAUCGACCGGUCAGUAUCUGAAUGUCAGAGGGAGACACGUGGUUACCGUUAUUAGAGCCAAAUGACAUUCAAUUCAUCAGAUGAGCAGCGAUUGUAUCAAGUGAUGAUUUAUGUUUCAAUGACAAGUUCUACAAACUUCAUGGAAAAGGAUGCUACAUAAAAUCUCUGCUCAUUCUAAUGCAACAGUAAAACAAGAAGUGUGCUGAGGGAUCGAAACCAUGACCCUUGGCUUUCUGGUCUACCACUCUGUUGAUUGAGCUAGGGGAACCCCCCUAUUGUGAAAUUGAUACAUGUAGAAAGUGAAUAAUAUCACUGGAAUCCUGGCUUAUCAGGAACUUAAAAAUGUAGUCUGCAAACCAGAUAACAAACUGUGGACAAGAACAGAACAUAAUAUUUAAUAAACAGUAGAAUGGAAUCAGGAUUUGAAAAGGACUUGGUAGAGGCAUUGAAGACUGUUGUAAAGGGAAGCAACUGGCAAUGUCUUGGAGAUGUAGAUCAGCUAAAAAUGUCAAAAUGUAGACGUCUGUAUACAGAAGAAGGAGAUGAUUUGGUUCUGGUCAGUGUUCAGGCUGGAAAACAGUUCUUUGUGUUAGAUGCCUCUUGUCCACAUGAAGGAGGUCCUCUGGAUGAGGGAGACAUUGAAGACAUUGACGGACGCUGGGUCGUGCUGUGUCCGUGGCAUUCAUACGAUUAUGAUUUAGAAACUGGGCAGUCCUCCUCUGGUUUAGUGCAAGACACCUAUCCAGUGGAAGUUGUGGAAGGAAAAGUUUAUGUCCACACUGACAGAAAUGUCUCACUAAAGCCAGCCAAACCAGCACAGGUAACAACAGAUCUCACUGAUACCAGUAGUAAUGUAACAGUACAGGAGAAUGACAACAGUCUGACAUACUGGGCCGUCAAAGUUCUACAGACGUCAAAUCCUGAGGAUAAGGCAAAACUGACUUUGAAGAUUGGAGAGCUCUGGAGGUCAGGGGAGAUCACUGUGAUAGGUAAUCAUUCCCCACCUGACCAGCCUUCUCGUGACCCUCAACUCAAUAUAGUAGCUCCGGGGAAAGAGAGGAAGCGUGGGAAAGGAGCGACACAGAGCAGUCGCAUUUCCAACCUCCACUCCCUGGCCAACAUAGAACAGUGGGCCAUCGACUUAUCCUGGGAUAUAGUGGCUCGCUUCCGAUGUUUGGCCAGUAGUAAUCACACAGAGACUGACCAUACACCAGAUGGUCAAGGGCAACAACUCCCUAAAGAAUUUUUUGACGAUUUUGUCAAAGUGGCUUGUGAUGAAGCAAAGCAUUUCCUGUUGCUGUCCGAUAGAUUGAAGGAGUUGGACAGCCAUUUUGGUGCCUUAACUGUACAUAAUGGGCUUUGGGAAUCAGCUACAGAAACCAUGGACUGUGUUUUAGCUAGACUUGCUAUAGUCCAUAUGGUACAUGAAGCUCGAGGGCUGGAUGUUCAACCUAAGACUUUAGCCAAGUUUGCCUCCCAGAAGGAUGUGAAAUCAGUUGAUGUCCUGAAGGUGAUUUACUCCGAUGAGAUAACACAUGUGGCAGCAGGACUGCGAUGGUUUACCUAUGUCUGUCAACAUCAUAGUCCACCAUUGGAGUGUAUUCCAACCUUUCAUGACAUGGUAAAAAAACAUUUUCGUGGAUAUUUGAAGCCACCAUUUAACACCGAGGGUCGUGGUACAGCUGGUAUGGGACCUGAGUGGUACAUGCCUCUUAUCAAACCACAAAGCUGACCCAUGGAGGACACUGUGAUCUCGCCCCUACCGUCACCAACAUCCAAGGCUGAAACUGCCUAAAAGAUGUAAAACCGCAUCUAGUUACUUGUAGCCAUUGGAAAUAAUUUGCGAUGGUGCAAAACCACAAUUUUCCAUAUGUAAAUUUCUCAUUUGCAUAUGAAGCCCACACAUUGAUAAUUAAGGACAUCAUUGACCUAAAUUGACCCCAAAAUAUCAUGACAAUACAUCUUGAAGAAAGAAUACUAAGAUACACUGGUGUCAGGUGGGCAGACUGAACAAGAUUGAUGCUAAGAUGAUGUUUGGUAUUUACAUAGGUGGUGUACCAAGGUGGUGUACCAAGAUGAUGAUGAUGCAUGUCCUUAUAAGAUCCAUUGAUGUCUCUAAAUGAGAUCUAAAUAUUGAUUUGGAUGGUGGGGGUGAGGAAGUGUAACAGUUAUUAUUAGCUCACCUGCUUGAAGGCUCACCAUGUUUGUGUAAAUAAAUGACCUUGACCUUCAAUCAUGGUCACAUGAGUAAAAUAGGCUUAAAUCUUUAAACAACUUCUUCUCAAUAACCGAGAGAUACAGGGACUUGAUAGAAGGCCUGUAGCAUCCUGGGGUGAAGGGCCACUAAGCUUGUUCCAAAGAAUGACAUUGACCUUCAUUCAAUGUCUCAAAGGUCAAAUAGGCUAUAAUCUUCAAACAAUGAUUAUGCGAUAGCCAAGUAUCACCAAGACCUGAUAUUAGGCCAAUAGUAUACUGGAAUGAAGGACUAGAAAAUUUAUUGACAAAGAAACCUAGUUCACACUGAUAUUUGAAUAACGUGGUAAACAGCAUAGUAUCUGCAGAAACGUCCUCAAUCUACUUCAAAGUUGCUUUAGAGCCAGAUGAGUGAUACAGGCCCAUUGGGCCUCUUGUUGAUUAAUAUGAUGAUGUAUAUUGUACAUGAAAAUAAAGAGAGAAAAAACAUAUAAUAAAAUUGUUAUUCUAAUAUUUCAACGGAGACCUUGAUAUAUCUCAGAAGCAUGUACAUAUAUAUGUUGUUCAGCAGGGAGUUUUCUUGUUUAGCUAUAAGAUUUAGGCUGGUGAGUUUACCUGUUUUAGCUAUAAGAUUUAGGCUGGUGAGUUUACCUGUUUUAGCUAUAAGAUUUAGGCUGGUGAGUUUACCUGUUUUAGCUAUAAGAUUUAGGCUGGUGAGUUUACCUGUUUUAGCUAUAAGAUUUAGGCUGGUGAGCUUACCUGUUUUAGCAUUAAGAUUUAGGCUGGUGAGUUUACCUGUUUUAGCUAUAAGAUUUAGGCUGGUGAGUUUACCUGUUUUAGCUAUAAGAUUUAGGCUGGUGAGUUUACCUGUUUUAGCUAUAAGAUUUAGGCUGGCGAGUUUACCUGUUUUAGCUAUAAGAUUUAGGCUGGCGAGUUUACCUGUUUUAGCUAUAAGAUUUAGGCUGGCGAGUUUACCUGUUUUAGCUAUAAGAUUUAGGCUGGUGAGUUUACCUGUUUUAGCUAUAAGAUUUAGGCUGGUGAGCUUACCUGUUUUAGCAUUAAGAUUUAGGCUGGUGAGUUUACCUGUUUUAGCUAUAAGAUUUAGGCUGGUGAGUUUACCUGUUUUAGCUAUAAGAUUUAGGCUGGUGAGCUUACCUGUUUUAGCAUUAAGAUUUAGGCUGGUGAGCUUACCUGUUUUAGCUAUAAGAUUUAGGCUGGUGAGUUUACCUGUUUUAGCUAUAAGAUUUAGGCUGGUGAGUUUACCUGUUUUAGCUAUAAGAUUUAGGCUGGUGAGCUUACCUGUUUUAGCUAUAAGAUUUAGGCUGGUGAGUUUACCUGUUUUAGCUAUAAGUAUUUACUGUAUGUAUCGGGCAAUAGACUCAUUCCCAGUAAUAAACUUAAGAUAUUAAGCCAUCUCUACUUCUGAUCUCCACCUGGGGGUACCCAGUAAUAACCACACCACAUGGACCCAUCUCCCACUUUGUAGGCCUUCGCUGCCGUCAACCUUGUAUAAUGAACACUGGACCUGAUAAUUUGUUAAAAUAUAGAUAUCUGAUUAUGUAUAUAAAAUAGGCUGCAUGGUAUGUACAUAUGUAUGAACACGGACGUCAUAAUUUGUUAACAGUAUAGAUAUCUGAUUAUAUAUAUUAAAUAGGCUGCAUGGUAUGUAAUAAGUUUGACAGCAUAUAGAAAUGUCUAACAUAUGAUGACAUUUUAAAUUAUACGUUUUUGUUACUGGUUGAAUACCAAACCUUUUAAUUUGACAAGAUCAUGUGCACACUUCCACAUGUCAAAUAAAGCAUUUCAAUUUCAGCCAU